This is a messenger RNA of Aphanomyces invadans, 3092 nucleotides long. RefSeq lists its product as hypothetical. Gene Ontology annotation, biological process: proteolysis. The coding region runs from base 41 to 2935 and encodes 964 amino acids. Gene Ontology annotation, molecular function: serine-type endopeptidase activity; protein binding. The record is from RefSeq and is a predicted model, not a curated record. The transcript has 2 exons. NCBI's taxonomy places the organism in Eukaryota, Oomycota, Saprolegniomycetes, Saprolegniales, Verrucalvaceae.
CUGCGGUGGAAAAGUGCAUCCACGACCAAAAUCGAUCGCAAUGGAGGAGGUGGACAUUGGUCCGAUGCAGGAAGUCGAAGACAAGGACGACGACCAGCAACCCGAGCACAGUGCGCCCGGACCUGUCUUGGCGUCCACUCCAGAAGGAGGGCGAUGGUUGGCUUCCCUUGAGGGAGCUAUUCCUGCCAUCGUGAUCAUUCGACUCAUGUCGGUGCGUGCGUUUGACGGGGACGCCGCAUCAUUCUCUGUUGCGACUGGUUUUGUCGUGGACAAGAAGCGAGGACUCAUCUUGACAAACCGGCAUGUGGUCACGCCGGGGCCAGUUGUUGCAGACGCGAUCUUUGUAAACAAGGAAGAAGUCGACCUCGUGCCCAUCUACCGUGACCCAGUCCACGACUUUGGCUUUUAUCGAUUCGAUCCAUCGCGCGUCAAAUUCCUCGCACUGCACGAAAUCCCUAUCGAUCCCAGCGGUGCCAAAGUCGGCGUCGAAAUCCGGGUGGUGGGCAACGAUGCUGGGGAAAAGCUGUCCAUCUUGCCUGGUAUUCUCGCUAAGCUGGACCGAGAAGCCCCCAACUACGGUAGCAACGGGUACAAUGACUUCAACACGUUCUAUUACGCAGCAGCGUCGUCCACGAGUGGUGGGUCUAGCGGCUCGCCCGUGCUCAACAUCGAGGGGUCGGCCAUUGCCUUGAACGCGGGAGGUGCCAAGCGCGCGGCAUCAUCCUACUACCUUCCACUAGAUCGAGCCGUGCGCGCCUUACGCUGCAUUCAGAAUGGCCUGAGUAUUCCCCGCGGCACGUGGCAAACCAUUUUCCGUCAUGCCGCGUACGACGAAGUGCGGAAGCUCGGCCUCACGGCUAACGUCGAAACCGAAUUCCGCACGCGGUUUCCACACGAAACAGGGCUCCUAACUGUGGACCAAGUCCUCCCCAAGGGACCGGGCUUUGGCCAUCUCGAGCCAGGCGACGUCGUCGUCCGGAUCGAAGGCAGACAUGAGACGACCUUCCUCGCCUUGGAGGAGACUCUGGACUCGAACGUUGGAAAGGACAUUGCCGUCGAAGUCCAGCGCGGUGGCACUCCGCUCACUGUGCAACUCCGAGUGCAGGAUUUGCAUACGAUCACACCGAGCCGAUUCCUCGAAGUCGGCGGCUGCAUUAUCCAUUCGCUCUCGUACCAACAAGCGCGCAACGCGUCGUUGGCAGUCGGCGCCGUGUACCUCGCGCAGGCCGGCCACAUGCUGAUGAAGGCGCACGUUGCCCAGCCAUGCAUCAUCGUGUCCCUGGACAACAAGCCAACCGAGACGUUGGACGCGUUCAUCGAGACGAUCCAGCAGAUGCCGAAUGGCCACCGCACAGUCAUGCGGUAUUUCCUCACACGCGACCGUCACCGCGUCCGCAGCGCGGUCCUCACCAUCGAUCGCCAGUGGUUUCCUAUGCAACUCUAUACUCGGAACGACUUGGAUGGGCUGUGGCAUUGCCAUGAGUAUCCCGUGCCGCCCGUCGCCGACGUACCGGCCAUUCCAGCCUUUCCAGCGGCACCCCUCCGUGUGCCCGGGACCGGCUCCGAGGUCGACAAGCAUAUGCUAACGCGCCUCCUGUCGUCGUUAGUCAUGGUGGCGUUCGACAUUCCCCACAUGAUCGAUGGCAUCUCGAGCUCGAGCUACAAUGGCGUCGGCAUCGUGAUCGAUUCCACCGCAGGACUUGUCCUCGUGGACCAGAAUACAGUCCCGAUUGCCUUGGGGGACGUUGUCGUGACGGUUGCCGCGUCAAUUGAGAUUUCGGCCAAGAUUCGAUUUGUCCAUCCGAUUCACAACUUUGCCAUCAUCCAGUACAACCCGGCGCUACUGGGCGAAACACACCUCGAGAGUGCGCGCUUGUCGAACGAAGUGCUCCACGUCGGAGAUCAAGCCGACUUUGUUGGGCUCACAAGCACGUGGACGGUGGUGGCGAUGAAGUCAUUAGUGACGAAGAUUGAUCGCCUCGUCCUACGCGACUUUCAGCCGCCUCGAUACAAAGCCAGCAACGUGGAAGUGCUCCAUUUCGACCGCAUCACCAAGAGCGUCGGCGGCAUCUUUGUCGACGCAGCUGGUCUCGUCACGGCGCUGUGGCUGUCGUUUAGCUACCAAGAUGAAAGCGGUCGCCGUGAAGUCUUUCGAGGCAUUGCGGCCGAUGUCGUUCGCGAGGUUGUUGCAGCCUUUCAAGCGGGUCAAAGCCCGCGGACAGUCGCUGUUCUCCCGGUUCAGUUGUACGCGUACCCGCUGUCGAAAGCCAGGGCUGGGCUCGGCCUUUCGCCGCACUGGAUUCGAACGCUCGAGCAGUGCUACGAUGACAAGCGACAAGUCCUUGCAAUUAAACGAUGUGCAGCAGGCACAAACGCGUAUGCCCAACUCCAGAGCGGCGACCUUCUCCUGUCCAUCGAUGGCGUCGUCGUCGCCAAAGAUUUUGACGUGGAAAAGCUGUGCAUGGGCAAGACGACGGUGCGCGUCGUCGUGCUUCGUGAGCACGAAGAGCUCACUUUGGACGUCGAGACGCUCGAGUUGUCUGGAACCGGAACGAGCCGCGUCAUUGUGUGGUGUGGGCUGGUGAUUCAGGAACCGCAUUACGCCGUCGUGAGUCUGGGGUACAUGCCCGAAGAAGGCGGCGGCGUGUACUGCUCGAGAUGGUGCUACGGCAGCCCAGCACACAAGUAUGGUCUCCGCGCCACGAUGUGGAUCGUCCAAGUCAACAACGAACCGACGCCGACCCUGGACGCAUUCAUUCGAGUGGUCGAAGGGCUGCGCAACGGCGACAGUGUCCGAAUGAAGACGAUCUCGCUCAACACCAAGCCCAAGGUCGUGACGCUAAAGACAGAUUACCACUACUGGCCUACCGUCGAACUCAAGCGACGGGACGAGUCGGGCGACUGGGCUUACGUUCACCACCCCAACAAACGCUAACGACGACGAUACAUGCCAUUCCAGACACGAACCUUGAACAAGUUUGGGACUAGUUAAGAUUUAUGUCUACACAUACAACGCCGCCGCAAUCGACGCGACCGCGAGCACGCUCGAGAGAGCAGCGGCAGAUGCCGAGUUGCCGCCGGCAGCAUGCGUG